Messenger RNA from Larimichthys crocea (large yellow croaker), 4182 nucleotides. RefSeq names its product cadherin 13, H-cadherin (heart) (gene cdh13). Gene Ontology annotation, cellular component: adherens junction; plasma membrane; catenin complex. Gene Ontology annotation, molecular function: cadherin binding; calcium ion binding; beta-catenin binding. The record is from RefSeq and is a predicted model, not a curated record. Gene Ontology annotation, biological process: cell-cell adhesion mediated by cadherin; homophilic cell-cell adhesion; multicellular organism development. The transcript is spliced from 15 exons. Bases 356 to 2506 code for a protein of 716 amino acids. NCBI's taxonomy places the organism in Eukaryota, Metazoa, Chordata, Actinopteri, Sciaenidae.
CGAUCCUGACCGUCCACUUAGAUAGAAGUCCCCCUCCCUCACCCCAUCACUAACAGCACUCCAGUUUCCCUCAGUCUCACCCCCCAUCUCUCUCUCUCUCUCUCACUCUCUCUCUCUCUCCCUCUCUCUGUGUCCUCCUCAUAAAUCUAUUGGUUGUGGUCUCGACUUCACUAUCCAAUGCUUUGCUGAUCAGACUGCAGUUGUAUUUGUGGUAAGUUGGCAGCUGGCGGCUCACGGCAAAAAGGCUUUCCUCUCUCUCCGGCGCUUGGACACUGGAAUUAUGAUCAGAGCUGACCCAGCCUACAUCAUCUUGUCUUGAAUCUGUUUCGCAACCGAGAGAAAAAUUGAACCGACAAUGGAGAUUGGAGUCUGCAUCCUCUUGGCUUUCCUCGUCCCUCAGGUUGCCCGUGUGGGUGGCCAAGAGGAUGGAGCCCACGAGGGCUGUAUACCUGGCUUCCAGGUCAAACGCUACCAGGUGGCAUACAGUGGACCUUUCCAGAAAGGCCAGGCACUUAUACAAGUCGAGUUUGAUGACUGUGCGGGGAACGAGGACGUGAAAUUUAAGGUUUCGGACCCCAACUUCCACGUGGAUGAAGAUCUGAAUCUGGUUCCUCAGCAAGAUGUCCUGUACAGCAGUCCAAUCCUGUUCAUCCACGGGCUCAGUGUGUAUGCCGAUGACAUGGCACAGGUUGAAGUCACUGGAUUGCCGAUUCAGUCACCUCUCAGGAAAAUCCUGGGUUUUGGCCAGACGCUGCCAAACAGAUCUAAGAGGUCCCUUCUCAUCCCUCCUGUGAUCGUUACUGAGAACCAGAGAGCUCCCUUUCCCAGGAUCAUUGGCAGGUCUCAUUUGAUUCCAGCAGAGCAGUCAGGGACCCAUAACUUCCGAAUGACAGGCCCCGGUGCUGACCAGGAUCCCAAAGGUCUCUUCACCAUUGACAUACACACAGGAGACGUGUCAGUCAGCCGCUCACUGGACCGAGAAGCCAUUGACUCUUACCAGCUGGAAGUUUCAACAACAGACUUCAAUGGAAACCUUAUGGAGGGACCGGCCAUGCUAGUGAUCACUGUCAUUGACCAAAAUGACAACCGUCCCAUCUUCAAAGAGACGCGUUACACAGGAGAGGUGCUCGAAGGAUCCCCUACAGGAACCACAGUGAUGACAAUGAUGGCAUUCGACGCGGACGACCCCGCCACUGAUAACGCCGCACUUCGCUACAACAUCGUCAGGCAGUCGCCAGACAAUCCUUCCUCCAAGAUGUUCUACAUUGAUGCAGAACGGGGCGACAUUGUCACCGCCAUCUCCCCUGUGUUACUUGACAGAGAGACACUACCAACCACGACAUAUGAGUUAGAGAUUGUGGCUAAGGACAUGGCAGGAAGUGAGGUGGGCCUAACAGGAACAGCCACAGCCACCAUUACCAUCACAGACAAGAACGACCAUGCCCCUGAGUUCACACAUCCACUGUUUGAAGCAUACGUGGAUGAGGGCUCGACGGGUGUGGUGGUCAACUUGACAGUAGACGACAGAGACGACCCGGCCACAGGAGCUUGGAGAGCUACUUACACAAUACUUAACAAAGAUCUUGCACAGAGCUUUGAGAUCCAAACCAACCCAGAUAAUAAUGAGGGAAUGCUCUCUGUUGUUAAGCCCCUGAACUACGAAGCCAGAGCAGUCCACACGUUACUCAUCCAAGUAGAGAAUGAAGAUCCUCUGGUUUCUGGUGUUGACUACGGCCCGAGCUCCACAGCGACUGUCCAGGUCACAGUCCAGGACAUCAACGAGGGCCCGGUCUUCUUCCCUGACCCCCUGACAGUAAACAGGAUGGAAAACAUUCCUGUGGGCAGCUUUGUGGCCUCACUCAACGCUACAGAUCCAGAUACAUUUCACAAACAGAACAUCAGGUAUGCUGUUCUGCGAGACCCAGCAGGCUGGCUGAGUGUGAACCCAGUCAGAGGAACUGUCAACACUUCGGCCUCACUGGACCGUGAGUCUCCUUAUGUCCAUGACAAUAAAUACACAGCUGUCUUCAUCGCCACAGAUAACGGCAGCCCACCAGCCACAGGUACUGGCACAUUGAUCAUUUACCUGGAAGACUACAAUGACAACGCCCCCUAUGUUGUACCAUCUGUCGCACGAGUGUGCGAAGACGCCCACGACUUGAAUGUGGCCAUAGUUGGUGGGCGGGACAAGGACCUCACACCCAACGCUGCACCAUUUAAGAUAGAACUGGGAAAACAGCCCGGCCUGGAUAAAACAUGGAAGGUUACAAGGGUCAACUCCACACACUCCCGGAUCAUGCUCUUGCACAGUCUGAAGAAAGCCAACUACCAGCUCCCAUUGCUCAUCACUGACUCAGGCGUGCCCCCCUUGUCCAACAGCACAGAGGUCAAAGUUCAGGUGUGCGUCUGUAAGAAGAACAAGAUGCACUGCAGCUCUGCUCACUCCCACCGCGCCAGCCUUCUUGUGCUGCUCGCCACACUCCUGCUCACCCUACUCUGCCUGUAGAUUCUGCUGAAACCUCCCGUAGUCCUUUUUGCAACACUGAAAAGCAACGACUUAUCUCCCUCACGCAACCCAGGCUUAGGAGAGAAGAAGAAGAAGAAGAAGACGAAAAAGAAGAUGAAGAAGUGAGAAGGAGUCUUCUCACCACAACAAAUCAAACAAGAAAUUACACACAAUUCCCCACCGGCACACCUGCUGCUGUAUAACACCACUGCGAUUUUUUUUUUUUUAAAGUUUCUCACUUAUCUCUGUUGCCACUCUCGUCUCCUUCUCUUCAUCUCUACCUUUCCUUGUUGCAUCUGUCCUUCCCCACUCUAGUCUUCUCUCAUCUCAUCUCCUCGUAUUCCCCUGACUCUAUUUGACUCUCUUUGACUUUUUUCUCUAUCUGUACACCUCCCUCUGCACUUCCUCCAUCAUCGAUUAUUACAUUUCUUUUUUGCAGUUCCCAUCAUAUUUCCAAGUAUCUGGCACCGCACCAUUACACUGACAGACACACUGGGUGUUAGCAGCGGCCAUGGCAACAUGCCACAUCCAUAGGAGAUACUUGAAACAAUGUGUAUAUUGAUAUUAUCACAAAACAAAAGCUAUAAAAAAAGUUUCAUAUUAAUCCUCUGGUCUCUACCCUCAGUUCAUCUGAAACCUCCACCCCUUUGCCUCUCAUAGCUACCUCUGUUUUCUUUUUCCCCCUGCCCCAUCCUCCCUUCCUUCACCCUCUUCAUGCAUAGACAUCAGCCGACCUAUCUGCUUCUCCCUCCCCGUUUCCCCUUCUAUCUUAUCGACCUCUCUCUGUCUAUCGGUGGGCCAGGGAACACUGCAAAGGCUGAGCUACUGUCCUGGUCAGGGAAGAGCAUUGACUUUUUGAUGUGUUCCUUUCUUAUCUCGUCACAGACUGUGUUUGAUCUUGUUUCCCCUCUUUAGGCGGAGAGAGCAAACCUUGUUUCUUUGUCUGCAGUGGUUGUGGUCUUUUAGGACAAGGUGGUAGCCAUAAGCCUUCAAAGUCAGAAACUCUCUGGAGUCCUUUCUUCGAUUUGCUUCUGUUUUUAUUGCAUUAGUUGUCAUGGAGUGGAAAACAGUAUAUCUUUAUAGUAACGGUGUAAACCUUAAAAAAAAAAGAAAAAAAAGUACUAUUAUAUAAAUAUUUUAUUUUUUACCAUUGUAUAAAUAUACAGUAUUGAUUAACUUAUGUACUUUGAUUGCAAGUUUUUUGGUCACCCACACAGUGAGUAAACAAAAAAGAGGAAACCUUUUUUUUUUUUCUGUGAAUUUUAGGCACUAUUUCUAAUGCUAUUGAUGUGUUGACUAUUUUACUGUAACAUCUUGUUCUGUUUCAUUUGUUUUUUGUUUUUUUUAUUCUUUUUGAAAUCUGUGAUUAAUUGCAGAAUCAGGAGUCUUGCUUUGAUGACUGCCAUGUGUUUAGGUUCAACUUUGUCUCCAGUCAAUUCUGCCCUCUCCUGUUCUCUCUCCAUCUGUCAUUACAAGUCACAAGAAGACGUGUGUACGAAGAAAAACAAAAGGCUGUGGUUUUUGGUGGAUAGUUUCGCUUUUUUCUCUUGCGCUCAUCAAAAGAACGUAGUGUGUGUGGGUUUGUGUGGAAGACCACCUUAAAGAAAAAGAUGACAUUUUGAAUGAGUUAUGUCUGUCUUUUGCACUAAUUUAAUAAAGCCGUUACUGAAAAUUCC